Molecule: messenger RNA, 1988 nt
Organism: Polistes canadensis
Lineage: Eukaryota; Metazoa; Arthropoda; Insecta; Hymenoptera; Vespidae
Exons: 4
Coding region: 238-1140 (300 amino acids)
Source: RefSeq, a predicted model, not a curated record
CAUUUAUCACAUUACAUUACUCAUCGAAAUAUUCAUGAUACUUCGGCUAUAAAUUGACCACAAAUAUUUUAGAAGACGCGACGGAUUAUUACAGUUAUGAGUAUAAUGGUUCAACUUUUUAAUCUUUGUCUACAAAACUUGAAGGAUCAUAUAGGAGGUUUAGAAAUUUGAAUAGAAAUCUAUCGAACUAUUUGAAGACUGAUUAUAGACAGAUAAAAGGACAUACGCUGCAGAAAAAUGGGUUCAUCAAGACAACAAGAUCGAUCUUUAAAUGCAGGUAUAUCUCUUCCACGAUGGAUUAAAGGAAAAGUAGACAACAGGUUUGACUUUGACGAAGGUACAUUCAGUCCACCAUCUCAUGACGAAGGUUUCUUCUGCAUUCAAUAUCCAAAAUCACAAAUUUCUACUAACACCACUUAUAAUGAAAGUACAAUUACCGCCUCUGCAAAUCAAAUUGUAUCCACUAAGCAAACCCAUUCGCAGUUCAAAGAAGUGAAAAAUAUUGAUUUUAGUCAGCAUCCGCUACCUUGUCAACCAUUUAUACCGAAUGCACUCAAUAAAAUAAGCAAAACAUUAACUGGAAACGUAAAACCAGCUAAAUCUCAAGGAACUGAUGAUGGAUUUCAUGGUGAACCAGCUCUUUGUGGAAAAUCUAUUGUUCAUGUAGCUAACCAAAUGAUGUCUACUAAGUUUAACAAACCACAAUCUUCUGUGACAUCGGUCGAAGAAGAAAUAAAUCUAAAUAAAGGAAGUAAAUCUUUACCAGCUACACCAUUGGCUUCACCGUUAACCACUCCAGAUAGUUCACCAAAAGCACGCAGAAAAGUUCAUUCAAAUCGAUAUUUUACUGGUGCCUUUAUUCCUGACCGAGAUAAAUAUCAAGGCAGCUGGAUAUUAGCUAGUAUAUUAGGUCAAUCACGAGAAAUUCUAACCUCAAGAAUAGAGGAAGAAGAGGACAGUGGCAUAGAUCUUGCUCCGCCUAAAACAUUAAACAGAAAAAAAUCUAUCUCCUCGCAAAAUCUUACAUAUAUUGGGAAAGAUGAAAAAACGCCAGGGAAAUCAUCAUCCCAAACAAAUAAUUUACAAGCAAGACCAUCGGAAUUAAGAGAAAUGAAUUUUUGGUCUCCUACAUCUAUGUAAACUUGAAUUUUACCCAGAAUCUUUUUUUGAUUACACAUUUAUAUACUAAUCGAUUAUAUAUAACAAUCAUUUUUCCAACAAAUAAAAAUUUCUCUCUUUGCGGAUUGAUAUUAUUGUAAAGACAAUUUGCUAUAGAAACAAUGCUAAUUAUGACCUUCAAAUAACAAUUCACAGUAUUUGAUUAACAGUAUGUUGCAAUAUUUGAUUCAAUUAUUAUUGAUAUUUUCUAACGUAUAUUCAUAAUAUCAUUCUUUAUUGGUUGCACAAAAUAUUUAUCAAUCAAUCAAUAUUAUUAAAAUAUCAUGUGAAAUAAUAUUGUCUCUUUUUACUCCUAUUAGAAAUAUAUUUCCUAUACAAUGCUUAGAAUUUAUUAAGUAAUGGGUAAAUAUAUUAUAGGAUACAUUUUUAUUUUAACCCUUUCAUUAUAUGCAGUAAAGUACAAUGUCGUUGACAAUUCAAUCAUAAAUGUAUACAAUAUCAUAGAAUAUAACAUCUAGUAUUUAGUCGUAUAUUAUACAAACGAUUCAUUUCUUUAUCAAGUUGUGUGAAAUCAAUAUAAAAUAAAUUAUAGAAAAUAUGAAUAUACGUCAAAAGAACGUUGAUUGCUAUAAAGAUAUCAAAAUAUGUUACGUUCAUCUAUAAUUCCUAACUCAUUGUCAGUCUGAAUUUUAUUGGCUGAUUAAUUAGUCAUUUUUAGUAAGGAAAGGGUUAAUGACCACAUAGAACCAAGUAGCUAUAUUUUACUUAUUCUUAUACACAAUUUAAUUUAUUUACUUUAUAAGAAACUAAGUAAUUAUAUAUAUAUAUAUUUGACUGGAAACUUAGACCAAUAAAGAAAGGUAAAAUUA